GGGUGGCUCAGCGCGGCGGGGGCAGGAGCAGCGAACUUCCCCCAGUACUACCGCGCCGCGCCGCUCCGCCCCAGAGUAACGCCCUCCGCCCAUGGGCCUGGCGGAGGGCAGACGGCGGGCGGCGCGGAGGAGGCGGUGGCGGCAGGUGGCGCGCAGCGAGGCCGGAGCCGGGUCGGGCCAUGGCCGCCUCGGAGCGGCUGUACGAGUUGUGGCUGCUGUACUAUGCGCAGAAGGACCUGGGCUACCUGCAGCAGUGGCUGAAGGCCUUUGUAGGAGCCUUCGAAAAGAGCAUCUCGCUGUCCUCGCUGGAACCCCGCAGGCCGGAGGAGGCAGGUGCUGAGGUGCCACUGCUGCCCCUGGAUACACUGCAUGUGCUGGCCGAGCAGCUAAACCAGGAGGACCUGGAACAAGCCCUGCUGCUGCUCAAACUCUUCAUCCUCCUCUGCAGGAACCUAGAAAAUGUGGCAGCAGGCUGGGGACAGGUGCUGGUGCCCCGGGUGCUGGUGCUGCUGACCGGGCUGGUGGCUGAGCUGAAGGAACCCCCACCUCUGCAGGAGGGCCGUGGGCCCCAGCUGGAGAGCGUGGCCUUGCAUGCCCUGCUCCUCUGCGAGGGCCUCUUCGACCCCUACCAGAUCUGGCGGCGCCAGCAUCGCGGGGAAGUCAUCAGCUCCAAGGAGAAGAGCAAAUACAAGUUCCCUCCAGCCUCUUUGCCCCAUGAAUUCAGCGCCUUCUUCAGAGAGAGCCUGCAGGAUGCAAUUCACUUGCCUCCAGUGCUGCUUUUGCGUCUCAUCCACCUGUUUGGUGCCAUCCUUGUAGGAGGGAAGGAGAACGGGCAGAUGGCUGUAAGUGCCGGCUCUGUGCAGGGCCUGCUGGGUGUGGUGCGGGGCUGGGGCUGUCGGCCAACCCAGGACCCCUGCCUCGUGCCGCUGGCACUAGAGGCUCUGGUGGGUGCAGUACACGUCCUGCAUGCCAGCCGUGCACCCCCCCGUGGGUCAGAGCUCCGCGCUCUGCUCGAGGGCUACUUCCGCGUCCUUAAUGCCGACUGGCCAGCUGGUCCCAACUCAGGCCCUGAAGAGGCCCUCAUCUCCCUGCGGGUCCGCAUGCUUGAUACCAUCCCCAUGAUGCUGGCCUGCGAGGACCGGCCGGUGCUGCAAGCUACCUUCCUCAGCAACAACUGCUUUGAACACCUCAUUCGCCUCAUCCAGAACAGCAAGCUGUACGUGCAGGCCCGGGCACCCCCUGAGGGGGACAGUGACCUGGCUACCCGGUUACUGACUGAGCCCGAUGUCCAGAAGGAAACUGAGGCCUGGAUUGGGAGAAGAAAGUUGCCUGGGGCACUUGGGAGGGCCCCCACAGGGCUGAAAUAUGGCCUACCACCUGCUGACAAACUGCCCGAGCCCUCCCAACCCCUCCGUUCCUCAUGCUGGUGCAGGGUACUGGACCAGGACACAGAUGCCAUCACGGUCCAUGUAGUCAGGGUGCUGACGUGCAUCAUGAGUGGCUCCCCCUCGGCCAAGGAAGUGUUUAAGGAGCGCAUCGGCUACCCUCACCUGCGUGAGAUCCUGCAGAGCCACGGUCCCCCCACCCACCGGCUGCUGCAAGAGCUGCUCAACAUGGCUGUGGAGGGAGACCACAGCAUCUGCCCACCACCACCAAUCCGCAAUGAGCAGCCGGUGCUGGUGCUGAUGCAGUGGCUGCCGGCGUUGCCCACGGCCGAGCUGCGGCUCUUCCUGGCACAACGCCUCUGGUGGCUCUGUGACAGCUGCCCUGCCAGCCGUGCCACCUGCGUGCAGGCAGGCCUGGUGGGCUGCCUGUUGGAGACCCUUGGCAUGGGGCCGGCCCUGGGCGCCCGCUGCCAGGAGCAGCUAUUGGCCUUGCUGCAAGCCCUGGGCCGUGUGUCCCUGAGGCCCUUGGAGCUGCGUCGCCUGCUGCACCCUCCACCGGGGCAGGACUCAGAGCUAGGCAAAGCUGAGGCUGGGAAUGCCCGGCAUGCAGGUGCCAUCAUCCGGGCAUUGUCGGGCAUGACCCGGCACCGGGGUCCCACAUGCGCUUUGCACUACUUUGACCUCACGCCCAGCAUGGCGGGCAUCAUGGUGCCCCCUGUGCAGCGCUGGCCUGGACCUGGCUUCACCUUCCACGCCUGGCUCUGUCUGCACCCCACAGCCGCAGCGCCUGCCCCCGCCCGGCCACUCCAGCGAAAGCAGCUGUACAGUUUCUUCACCAGUGGCGGCUCAGGGUUUGAGGCCUUCUUCACGGCAGCGGGGACGCUGGUGGUGGCCGUGUGUACCCGGAAGGAGUACCUAACCAUGAGCUUGCCUGAAGUGUCCUUCGCUGACUCCGUCUGGCACUGUGUGGCCAUCGUCCAUGUGCCUGGGCGCCGGCCCUUCAGCCAGAACCUGGUCCAUGUCUACAAAGAUGGCCAUCUGAUUGAGACGGCGCCCCUUCGCUGCCCCUCCCUCAGCGAGCCUUUCUCCUCCUGCUGUAUCGGCUCCGCUGGGCACCGCACAACGACCACCACCACGGGGCUGCCUGCACCACCAGUCCCCGCUACCCUGGCUCACACCCACCCCUCACUCACUCGCUCCCAGUCAGUCCCAGCCUCCACCAGCCUUGGCUGGGGGUCCGGGCUGGUGGCCCCCCUCCAGGAGGGCAGCAUCAGCUCCACCCUUGCAGGCACACAGGACACGCGGUGGGGCAGCCCCACAUCCCUGGAGGGGGAGCUGGGGGCCGUGGCCAUCUUCCAUGAAGCCCUGCAGGCGGCGCCUCUGCGGGCCCUGUGUUCCCUGGGGCCCAACGAGAUGGCCCCCUUCAAGCCCGAGGGUGAACUGCAUGAGCUCGGCACCAAGCUGCUCCUCCACUACUCACCUCAGGCCUGUAAGAACAACAUCUGCCUGGACCUGUCCCCUGGCCAGGGGCUGGACGGCCGCCUGACAGGCCACAGGGUGGAGACCUGGGAUGUGAAGGAUGUGGUGAACUGUGUGGGGGGCAUGGGUGUCCUGCUGCCCCUGCUGGAGCAAGUGGCUUCGCAGCCCCAAGAAGCUGAGGCAGGUCCAGCUGAAACAUAUGACCUUGUGGGACCUGAGCUGACCUCCAGCCACAAUACCCAGGGCCUGCUUCUCCCACUGGGCAAGUCCUCAGAGGAGCGGAUGGAGAAGAACGCUGUGGCUGCCUUUCUGCUGAUGCUGCGGAACUUCCUGCAGGGCCACGCUGUGAACCAGGAGAGCCUGGUGCAGUGCCAGGGGCCUGCCAUCAUCGGGGCUCUCCUGCGCAAGGUGCCAAGCUGGGCCAUGGACAUGAAUGUGCUCAUGUCAGCCCAGCUGCUGAUGGACCAGGUGUCGGCUGAGGGUGGCGGGACCCUUCUAUACCUGCUCUACCAGCACUUGCUCUUCAGCUUUCCCCUCUGGACCCUCAGUGACUUCGCCGUGCGCCUCGGCCACAUUCAGUACAUGUCCAGCAUAGUCCGUGAGCACAGACAGAAGCUGCGGAAGAAGUACGGGGUCCAGUUCAUUCUUGACUCCCUGCGCAUCCACUACAGCCCACAGCGGGAGCGCCCCCUUGCGGCCGAUGACCUGCGCACGGUGCAGACUUCUCUCCUGGGCCUGGCCCGGGAACUCCUGGUACGAAGCUUCUCGACUGAUGACAUGCAGGUGCUGCUGAGCUUUCUGGCAGCUGCGAGUGACGAUGGCCAGGUGGUGGGCAUACUGGACCUGUUGCUGGCACUGCUGCAGGGCUCACCAGCACAGGAGCUGGUGGCUGCCUUCCUGCUGGAGCCCGGGAACCUCGAGGUGUUGCUUGCACUGCUGGUGCGGCCAGGGUCGCUGCCCCUGCUGCCUGACCGAGUCUGCAAGAUCCUGCGCAGACUGCAACAGAAUGAGCGCUUGCCGGAGCGCAGCCGCCAGCGGCUCCGAAUGCGGGAAUGUGGUCUCCAGGGUCUUGUCGCUUGCCUGCCCGAGGGAACCGUUUCCCCCCAGCUCUGCCAGGGCCUUUACAAGCUGUUCCUGGGGGCAGAUUGCCUGAACCUCUCAGACCUGAUAGCCGUGGUGCAGCUGUCCCUCCAGGCUGACCUCAGUGUCCGCCUGGAAAUUUGUCGCCAGCUCUUCCACCUCAUCUACGGACAGCCAGAUGUAGUGCAGCUUCUGGCCCGACAGGCUGGCUGGCAGGAUGUGCUGACACGGCUGUAUGUCCUGGAGGCUGCCACAGCUGACAGUAGCCCAUCCUUUCCCCCAGAGCCGCCCACCUCCCCUGAGCCAAUUUUGGCUAAGCCACCCACUGAGUCACCUGCUGAGACAUCAGAUGUCUUCCUGCCCUCAGAGUCCCCCUGCACCAACCCUGAUGCCUUUUACCAGGCUCUCUCCCCAUUCUGCACACCCUUUGACCUGGGCCUGGAACGGUCCAGUGUGAGCUCAGGCAACACUGCUGGUGGUGGCAACAGCAGCGGGACUCUCACUCCAGCCAGCCAGCCUGGCACACCCUCCCCGCUGGACGGUCCCCGGCCGUUUCCUGCUGCCCAUGGCCACCACAGCUCCAGCCUCUCCAAUGUGCUGGAGGAUGGCAGUCUCCCGGAACCCACCUUUAGUGGGGAUGAUACCUCUAACACCAGCAACCCUCAGCAAACCUCUGAGGAGGAGUUGUGCAACCUGCUUACCAACGUGCUGUUCUCAGUGACGUGGAGGGGCGUGGAAGGCAGUGAUGAGGCUGCCUGGCGGGAACGUGGCCAGGUGUUCUCAGUGCUCACCCAGCUGGGGGCCUCAGCCACACUUGUGCGCCCACCGGAUUGCAUCAAACGCAGCCUCUUGGAGAUGAUGCUGGAGUCAGCCCUGACCGACCUCAAGGAGGCCCCACCUGGGGUCCUCACCAGCCUCACCCAGCAGACGCUUUGGCUCCUGCGCCUGCUGCAGGACUUCCUGUGUGCUGAGGGCCAUGGUAACCAGGAGCUGUGGAGUGAGAAGCUCUUCGAAGGUGUGUGCAGCCUGCUUGAUCGCCUGGGGGCCUGGCCUCAUCUGGCCAAUGGCACAGCGGAUCUAAGAGAGAUGGCACAGAUUGGCCUGCGCCUCGUGCUUGGCUACAUACUGCUGGAGGAUCCACAGCUGCAUGCUCAGGCUUACGUGAAGCUGCACUCACUGCUGCAGACCGCAGUACCGGUGCGCCGGGAGGAGGCCUGCUAUGUGCUCUCCAAGCUGGAGGCGGCGCUGGCCCGGGCGCUGAAUGCCUCCUCCUCCACGCUGGCCAGCGUGGAGGAGGAGCCCCCAACUUCAGCCGCUGCGGCUACAGAGCGCUGUUCCUGGCUGGUACCGCUGGUGCGCACCCUGCUGGACCGGGCCUACGGGCCGCUGGGGCUGCAGUGGGGGUUGCCCUCCCUGCCGCCCACCAAUGGCAGCCCCACCUUCUUCGAGGACUUCCAGGCCUUUUGUGCCACACCCGAAUGGCGCCACUUCAUCGACAAGCAGGUGCAGCCCGCGAUGUCGCAGUUCGAGAUGGACACAUAUGCCAAGAGCCACGACCUCAUGUCCGGCUUCUGGAACGCCUGCUACGACGCGCUCAUGAGCAGCGGGCAGCGGCGCCAGCGGGAACGCGCCCACGGCCGCCGGGCCUUCCAGGGGCUGGUCCUUGAACCCUCACAGCGCAGGGCGCACCUGGAGGGGCUGCGCUACGCGGCUGCGCAGAAGCAGCAGGCGGCGCAGCACUUGACGGCGCUGCUGCACUGGGGGGCGCUGUGGCGCCAGCUCUCCAGCCCUUGUGGGGCCUGGGCUCUGAGGGACCCUCCCACCCCUCGCUGGAAGCUGUCCAGCGCAGAGACAUACUCACGCAUGCGUCUGAAGCUGGUCCCCAACCAUCACUUCGACCCUCACCUGGAAGCCAGCGCCUUACGGGACAACCUGGGUGAGGUCCCCCUGACACCCACUGAGGAGGCCUCACUGCCUCUGGCAGUGACCAAGGAAGCCAAAGUUAGCACCCCACCUGAGGAGCUGCAGGAAGACCAGCUGGGCGAGGACGAGCUGGCUGCACUGGCUGCGCUGGAGACAGCGAUGGAGGGAGCAGACCUGCAUGAGCAGCGUGAGAAGCUGGUGCUGUCAGCUGAGUGCCAGUUGGUCACAGUAGUGGCCGUGGUCCCAGGGCUGCUGGAGGUCACCACACAGCACGUGUACUUCUACGACGGCAGUGCUGAGCGCGUGGAAACCGAGGAGGGCAUCGGCCAUGACUUCCGGCGCCCGCUGGCCCAGCUGCGUGAGGUCUACCUGCGGCGUUUCAACCUGCGCCGGUCAGCGCUUGAGCUCUUCUUCAUCGAUCAGGCCAACUACUUCCUCAACUUCCCGUGCAAGGUAGGCAGGAUCCCAGCCUCAUCCCCUUGUCGGGUCCCCCAGGCCUGCCUAGUUGCCCCUCAUCCCCAACCCUGCCCUCUCCCGUCCCACACCCAGGUACGGAACCAGGUAUACUCGUGCCUUCUGCGCCUGCGGCCUCCCACCCAAAGCUACCUAGGCAACCGCUCACCCCAGGAGAUGCUGCGUGCCUCCGGCCUUACCCAGAAAUGGGUACAGCGUGAGAUAUCCAACUUCGAGUACUUGAUGCAACUCAACACCAUUGCGGGGCGGACCUACAAUGAUCUGUCUCAGUACCCUGUGUUCCCUUGGGUCCUGCAGGAUUAUGUGUCCCCAAUCCUGGACCUCAGCAACCCCGCCGUCUUCCGGGACCUGUCCAGGCCCAUCGGUGUGGUGAACCCCAAGCAUGCCAAGCUCGUGAGGGAGAAAUAUGAGAGCUUCGAGGACCCGGCAGGCAACAUUGACAAGUUCCAUUAUGGCACUCACUACUCCAAUGCGGCGGGCGUGAUGCACUACCUCAUCCGCACAGAGCCCUUCACCUCCCUGCAUGUCCAGCUGCAGAGUGGCCGCUUUGACUGCUCUGACCGGCAGUUCCACUCAGUGGCAGCUGCCUGGCAGGCCCGCCUGGAGAGCCCUGCUGAUGUCAAGGAGCUCAUCCCAGAGUUCUUCUACUUCCCGGACUUCCUGGAGAACCAGAACGGCUUUGACCUGGGCUGCCUCCAGCUGACCAAUGAGAAGGUGGGCGAUGUGGUACUGCCCCCGUGGGCCAGCUCCCCUGAGGACUUCAUCCAGCAGCACCGCCAGGCUCUGGAGUCAGAGUAUGUGUCUGCUCACCUGCAUGAGUGGAUCGACCUCAUCUUUGGCUACAAGCAGCGGGGGCCGGCAGCUGAGGAGGCCCUCAAUGUCUUCUAUUACUGCACCUAUGAGGGGGCCGUGGACCUGGACCAUGUGGCAGAUGAGCGGGAACGAAAGGCUCUGGAGGGCAUUAUCAGAAACUUUGGGCAGACACCCUGUCAGCUGCUGAAGGAGCCCCAUCCAGCCCGGCUCUCUGCUGAGGAAGCAGCCCAUCGCCUUGCACGUCUGGACACUAACUCACCUAGCAUCUUCCAGCACCUGCACCAGCUCAAGGCCUUCUUUGCAGAGGUCAUCAGUAAAGACAUGCCCCUGGUGCUGGCCCUCGUCCCCCACCGGCAGCCCCACUCCUUCAUCACCCAGGGCUCCCCAGACCUGUUGGUGACCGUGAGUGCCAAUGGGCUGCUGGGCACCCACAGCUGGUUGCCCUAUGACCGCAACAUAAGCAACUACUUCAGCUUCAGCAAAGACCCCAACAUGGGCAGCCCCAAGACGCAGCGACUGCUGAGUGGCCCGUGGGUGGCGGGCAGCGGUGUGAGUGGGCAAGCACUGGCGGUGGCCCCUGAUGGAAAGCUGCUGUUCAGCGGUGGCCACUGGGAUGGCAGCCUGCGAGUGACCGCACUACCCCGUGGCAAGCUGUUGAGCCAGCUGAGCCGCCACCUUGACAUAGUGACUUGCCUUGCACUGGACAUCUGUGGCAUCUACCUCAUCUCAGGCUCCAGGGAUGCCACGUGCAUGGUGUGGCGGCUCCUGCAGCAGGGUGGUCUGUCAACAGGACUGGCACCAAAGCCUGUGCAGGUCCUAUAUGGGCAUGAGGCUGCAGUGAGCUGUGUUGCCAUCAGCACUGAACUCGACAUGGCUGUGUCUGGAGCUGAGGAUGGAACUGUGAUCAUCCACACUGUACGCCGUGGCCAGUUUGUGGCGGUGCUGAGGCCUCCAGGUGCUGCGUUGCCUGGACCUGUGUCCCACCUGGCGCUGGGGUCUGAGGGUCAGAUUGUGGUACAGAGCUCAGCACGAAACCGUCCAGGGGCCCAGGUCACCUACUCCUUGCACUUGUACUCGGUGAAUGGGAGGUUGCGGGCUUCGAAGGCCCUGACAGAGGAGCCUACUGCCCUGGCAGUGACCGAGGAAUUUAUUCUGCUGGGAACAGCCCAAUGUGCCCUGCACAUCUUCCACCUGAACAAACUGCUCCCGGCCGCGCCUCCCCUGCCCAUGAAGGUGCCCAUCCGCAGCGUGGCGGUGACCAAGGAGCACAGCCACGUGCUCGUGGGCCUGGAGAACGGCAAGCUUAUCGUGGUGGGCGCAGGGCAGCCCUCGGAGGUGCGCAGCGGUCAGUUCGCGCGGAAGCUGUGGCGGUCCUCGCGGCGCAUCUCCCAGGUGUCCUCUGGGGAGACAGAGUAUAACCCAGGAGUGGCGAGCUGAGGGUCUGCCCCGCCCCGCUGCUCAGGCUCCGCCCCCAGAGGGCUCUUUCCGGGAGGCCCCGCCCAGGAGUCGGCGGGAAGGCCGAGGAGGAGGUGACCGCGCGGGCAGUCGGCCCGCUCUCAGGGGGUGGGCGGAGCCUCACCCCCGCCGAGCUCAGGGAUUGGUGGGGACGGUGUUAUUCCACCAAGUCCUGCCCCUCGCCGGCAGAGGGGCCGCCUGAAACCCAGCGCUGGCGUUUGCGGCGCAGCAGCACUUUUUGCACAGUCGAGCGGGGAUUCCCGGCUCUUGAACCCGUCCCGGAGGAGCACUGGGGACGGGCCGUGGCCUUAAUCCCCAAGACUUGCCCUUCCCCUCUCUCAUUCUCGGCAAUAAAACAGGCCUGGUUUUGUAGUU
This is a messenger RNA of Choloepus didactylus (southern two-toed sloth), 8984 nucleotides long. RefSeq names its product neurobeachin like 2 (gene NBEAL2). Bases 180 to 8591 code for a protein of 2803 amino acids. Gene Ontology annotation, molecular function: protein kinase binding. The transcript is spliced from 55 exons. The record is from RefSeq and is a predicted model, not a curated record. Gene Ontology annotation, biological process: intracellular protein localization. Gene Ontology annotation, cellular component: cytosol; membrane. Lineage: Eukaryota; Metazoa; Chordata; Mammalia; Pilosa; Megalonychidae.